This is a messenger RNA of Octodon degus (degu), 1367 nucleotides long. RefSeq names its product myogenin (gene Myog). Lineage: Eukaryota; Metazoa; Chordata; Mammalia; Rodentia; Octodontidae. Gene Ontology annotation, biological process: positive regulation of transcription by RNA polymerase II; muscle organ development; positive regulation of myoblast differentiation. The transcript is spliced from 3 exons. Gene Ontology annotation, molecular function: DNA-binding transcription factor activity, RNA polymerase II-specific; protein dimerization activity; RNA polymerase II cis-regulatory region sequence-specific DNA binding. The record is from RefSeq and is a predicted model, not a curated record. Bases 49 to 723 code for a protein of 224 amino acids.
CUGAAGGAGCUUGGGGGCCAGUGUCAGGAACAAGUCUUUUCCGACCCCAUGGAGCUGUAUGAGACAUCCCCCUACUUCUACCAGGAGCCCCGCUUCUAUGACGGGGAAAACUACCUGCCUGUCCACCUCCAGGGUUUUGAGCCACCAGGCUAUGAGCGGACUGAGCUCAGCCUGAGCCCAGAGACCCGAGGGCCCCUGGAAGACAAGGGCCUGGGGACCCCUGAGCACUGUCCAGGUCAGUGCCUGCCAUGGGCAUGUAAGGUGUGUAAGAGGAAGUCUGUGUCUGUGGACCGGCGGAGGGCAGCCACACUGAGGGAGAAGCGCAGACUCAAGAAGGUGAAUGAGGCCUUUGAGGCCCUGAAGAGGAGCACCCUGCUCAACCCCAACCAGCGGCUGCCCAAGGUGGAGAUCCUGCGCAGCGCCAUCCAGUACAUUGAGCGCCUGCAGGCCCUGCUCAGCUCCCUCAACCAGGAGGAGCGCGACCUGCGCUACCGAGGCGGGGGUGGGCCACAGCCUGCGGUGCCCAGUGAAUGCAGCUCCCACAGUGCCUCCUGCAGUCCGGAGUGGGGCAGCGCACUGGAGUUCAGUCCCAACCCAGGCGAUCAUCUGCUGGCUGCUGACCCUACUGAUGCCCACAACCUUCACUCCCUCACCUCCAUCGUGGACAGCAUUACAGUGGAGGAUGUGUCUGUGGCCUUUCCAAAUGAAACUAUGCCUAACUGAGAGAGUCUGCCAGGAUAGGUGUUCAUGUGAGCCCCUAAGCUGACCCAUAGAUGCCACCACUUCUGCAGCAGGAGCCUCCUCCACUAGGCUCUCCUGAUGCUGGGAAGAUAACCCUUGGUUGACAUAGGCCAGACUACCCCCUCCUCAUCCAUAUAAGGUUAGCACACCACUCAGUAGGAGAACGGAUGUCUUCGGUUAGCCAAUUCCCAGGAGACACAGCCCGGGGCCACAGAGCUCCCUAGCGGAUGCUCCCUCCUCAGGAAACUCAGGAGUUUCCUUGUUAUAAUGGAGCCUCUAACUCCAACCUCUAAAAGUAAUGGUUUGAGAGACAAAGAGUAUCCUUACUUGGAUAAGCGUGCACAUCUCCUGUUCUGGUCUCUCCUUGAUGCCAGUGGCUGGGCUGGGCCUGCCCUGAAUUGAGAGAAAGAAAGAGAGAGGAACUGUCCUUUGUUCCCAAGUUCCUGGGGGGCCAAGCUUUUGCAGUUAAUAUAGGGAACCUUUCAGUGGUUUCAUGUUUUGUUUUGUUUUGUGUGUUGUUUGUAAGCUGCCAUCUGACCAAGGUCUCCUGUGCUGAGGACGCCAGGGACAGGCAGGGGAAACGGGGGUGGGUCUUGGGGUGAUUUCUUUUGUUAACUAAGCAUUGU